Contarinia nasturtii (swede midge) is the source of this 3559-nucleotide messenger RNA. It is a transcript of the gene dgo, whose product is annotated as ankyrin repeat domain-containing protein 12. Bases 780 to 3464 code for a protein of 894 amino acids. NCBI's taxonomy places the organism in Eukaryota, Metazoa, Arthropoda, Insecta, Diptera, Cecidomyiidae. Gene Ontology annotation, molecular function: protein binding. The record is from RefSeq and is a predicted model, not a curated record. The transcript has 5 exons.
ACAUUUGAUCGUAUUUUCUUAUUGUUUUAGAAUGCGCUUAUAUUUGCUGAGAGUCAGUGUUUAAAGAGACAUUGAAAUUGAAGGCAACCAAAAUCGAUUGUUGGUUCGGCGCGAUUUGAUAGUUACCGCUGUUGCUCAUGUUAUUGAUUCUUUCUCUCUUGCUCUAACCAUAGCUUGCGCGCGCAUUUUGUGUACUUUUUUUCGGUGGUGUUUGCGUUUUUGUUUCUCGUUCUUUCUUAAUCACAAUUUUCGACGUGCCGUGUGUAUAUUUUCAUUUUCAGCGUUUUUUUUCUCGUCUUUUUCAUUAAAUACAUAAAUUUUUUGGUGCCGCUGCCGCUGUAACUGUGGUAUUUUUCAAUACGAAAGAAACAAAAACUGAGUUGUGAACAUUUUACGUGCGGAAUUUGCAUUAUGGAUUAUUGAAGUGCUUUAGUUUAUCAAAAAAUUGCGUAGCGAUCGCGUCACAUUAAACAGUUAUGCAUUCUGCAUCGAUCAAUUCCGUUCAGCAUCAUUGUUUAACAUAGUUCAAUAAACGGAUUGUAUUCGAAUACAAAUGGAAUUUUUUUUGUUUGUUGGUGAUUAACAAUAACAACGAAAAAGAAAUGCCACAUUUAAGAAUGUAUUGUUUAUUUAACAGUAGUUUAUGUGAUUUGUAUAUGCGAAUUUAAUUCGGAACCAUUCGGUGCUGAAAAGAAUUUUCGAUCGUAAAGAGUAAAAUUUCUAACAAGACUGCUGCUGACAAGAAGACAGACUGCAACACAAAAAUAAUCGGAAAAAAAAUGCUGAAGAGCUCUUCGCCGAAGAGAAUUCAAGAGGAAGACAAACACUUAAAAUCAGAAACAUCAUAUUCACCAUUGCAUCAGGCUUCAAUUGCUGGUGACGACGCAGCCGUUGAGGUUUUACUUGUAAAUGGUGUCGAUCGUUUUGCCAAAGACAACAAACAUGGGAAUACAGCGUUACAUGAAGCCGCCUGGCGUGGAUACAGUCGUUGUGUAAAGCUUCUGUGUACGCUACAACAUACGUCACAUUCGUCAAAUAAAAAGUUUGGUAAAAAGGCAAAAAGUGUUAAACACGUCGAAGACGAAUGGAAAAGUCAAAAUUAUCUGAAUACACCGAAUGUUGGCGGUUUUUCACCAUUACACUUGGCCGCACAAAAUGGCCAUAAUCAAAGCUGCCGUGAAAUUCUACUGGCUGGCGCCAAUCCCGAUACGAAAAAUAAUUAUGGCGAUACACCGUUGCAUACGUCGUGUCGUUACGGACAUGCAGGAGCAACAAGAAUUCUUAUAUCAGCAAAAUGUAAUCCGAUGUGUGUUAAUUUGAAUUUUGAUACACCAUUGCAUAUUGCUUGUGCGAUGGGCAGACGAAAAUUGACGCGCAUUCUAUACGAAGUUUGCGGUACGAGUGCACUGUUAUUGCGAAAUGCACAAGGUGAAACACCACGCGACAUUGCGAUAAGAAAGAAUUUAAAGCCAAUUAUUGAAAUACUCAAUUCACCGCCAACCGUAAAUAAAAGCACCAGCGAUGAUGUCGACGGUCGAUCAAUCAAACAAAAAAAUCAACAACAACAACAACACCGCUGCAGUUCGGGUAGUGGACGCAAUAAUACAUCGGACAGUGAUAAAAACAAACCGAAAAAUUCUGUAAUGAACGAACAUCGAUGUCAUCAUCACGAUCCGAAUGCGACUAAUUCAAAAAUAUGGUCACCAUAUGGUUGCCAUUAUUUUCCCGAUCCAAGAUCAUUUCCAUCGCCAAAAUUGGAAACAUUUCCGAAAGAUCCAUUGAAAUGUGGCGAACAAUACUAUUUAGAUUUGGCGGGUAAUAUUCGGAAAGGACCCGUUGGAAUUGGUAAUACAUGCUAUUGUGGACCAUUUUUCAAUCAUAUCGAACAGAAAAUUAAUCAAAAUAAACGUAGCUUCAAAAAAUACAUGCUUAAAGCAACCGCAAAACUUGAUGGAAAAGUUCAAGAUUUCAGCAAAAAUGCCGACGAUAAAAUUCAAAGGAUUGCCAGAUCGAUAUUGGCUGAACAUCGUGAAAACCAUGGUUUUGACUAUUGGCCAAAGAGAAGUGAUCCAUUGCGUGCAACUGUUUUGCCACAACUGUCAAAGAAUAUGAACAAAGAUGAGAUGAAUAACAAUACGUUGUCGCGUUGCCGAAGUUUGGAAUUUUUGGAAAAUCGAAAAACCACCGAGAUGAAAUUGGAUCAGAACGGCAAAGGGAAUUUACAUCGAAGUUUUGAUUUAUUGAAUAAUAAAGAACAACACGAAGCCAUAAUUCAUCAUACGAUGACUGAUACAGAGACAUUUAAAUCAAAUUCGAUGCAACAUAGCACCGAUACCAGUGAAUCGGGUCAAAAAUCAUCGUCUAAGCAAUAUUCAUUGGAUUUCCGAGAACAACUUGGUGACACAACACACAGCACACUCUCAGAUGCAGAAAGUUUAGAAGAUUUUACAAAUAAAACAAAGGAAAUCAUUCAAAUGAAACGUGCAUCGCGGCAAAAAUUUAAAGAACGAACCAUGAACGAAUUGCGUGAACGACAAAAGGUCGAAAAUUCAUUUUUAAAGUAUCCACCAAAUUUUAGCAGUACAUUAACAUCAAAUAGCAUUGACGAUUUAAGGGAUUAUCGCACAUUUAAUCAUUAUCCAAAUGAUUUCGAUAACAUUUCCAUUGAAAUGAAAAAUAUUACAAAAUUAUUGAGCGCUUCGAUCAUUGAACCGCUUGAAUCGGCACCAUCAACGUCAUCAUCAUUCUAUCAAAGUACCGACCAACUUGCCAAACAACGAUUCACUUUAUACAACGAGGAUGAUGAUGACGAAGGUGGCGGCGAUGAUGAUUCCUCAAUAAAAAGUGAUCUUGAUCAUAAUGACGUUUCGUAUGCCAGUACAGCAAUUGAUAAACAUAUGACACCAGCUAAUCCACUCGGUACAAAUGGUUUUUUCCAAAAUACAUGUUUUGAAAAUCGAUCAAGUUCAUCGUGUGACACUCUAAAAUCCGUUGAAAUUCACAAGACCAAUGGAAAAACGAAUGGAAAUGGUGACGACGAAAUUGGCGAAGACGAAAUUGGCGAAGACGAAGAAGAAUCCGAUACUGAUUUGGAAGAGAUGGUUGAUAAUGAAUCAAAAAAUGAAUCAAAAACUCCAACACUACAGUUUAACCAUCGUACACCAAAAACUUCAAGUCUUGUGUCGGCCCGAAUAAAAUCAUUAUUGGCCAAGAAUCUACAGACAACUCCAAAUAAAAUGCCAACCGUUCGGUCAACCUUAGUUGGAGGUGCAACCAAUUUCAAAAAUUCCAAAUUACGUGUACCUUUGAAACCAAGCGAUCCAACGAAACUACAAAUAAACUCAAAUAUGCCACAAAAUAUUGUCAGUUCAAGUACAAAUAGUUCGAAUAUAACCGUUCACAAGGCCACCGUACAUGAAACACACUUCGAUUCAAAUGACGAACGUACAAAUAUAAAUAUUUAAAAAAAAUUGUGUCUUCUUUUAAAUUAUGGAAUUCUUCCAGUGUCUCCUUCAUAUGACUGUUAUUUAAGAAACAUUUUAUUUUAGAAAUAAUAAAA